Phytophthora infestans T30-4 is the source of this 387-nucleotide messenger RNA. RefSeq lists its product as uncharacterized. The coding region runs from base 1 to 387 and encodes 128 amino acids. The record is from RefSeq and is a predicted model, not a curated record. NCBI's taxonomy places the organism in Eukaryota, Oomycota, Peronosporomycetes, Peronosporales, Peronosporaceae. The transcript is spliced from 3 exons.
AUGGACAUCGACUCUGAGCCUAUCAUCCAUUAUGCGUCUGGCCCAGUGAGCGCACAAGAUUUGCGGAUGGCUGUGGCUCUAUGCGAAGAAGGCAAUCACUACCCUACUCACAUACGAAAGUCCAGACGGGCGGUUAACAGCAUCCAAGAAUAUUUUUUCAACGCCGAGCACUACAUCGUACCCGAUGACAACGUCCACGGAAACGGCAAUCGAGCCAAACGCACAACGCCUCGCACAGAGAGUGAAUUCCGUUCAGCCACGAAAAAAGGGGACAACCAUUCCUGGAGCAACGACGAGAUCAAAAUGAUUCGACGUUAUGCUACGAAUCCUACCGGCUCGAAAGCCACCUGGACGUCCUCGGAAAAUGACAAGAUGCCUGGAUCGUGA